Messenger RNA from Gamsiella multidivaricata, 264 nucleotides. RefSeq lists its product as uncharacterized. The record is from RefSeq and is a predicted model, not a curated record. The annotation marks the transcript as partial. Lineage: Eukaryota; Fungi; Mortierellomycota; Mortierellomycetes; Mortierellales; Mortierellaceae. The transcript has a single exon.
UGGCGUGAUGAAAACACGCCUGCACAUCUGCCAUACCUCGGUUACCCCGUCCCGAUCUGUCAAGGCCAAGUGAAUCUCUUUUUCAACGCCUGCCUAGAAAAAAUCAAGAAAAUUCUUUUUCUGCAGGGACGACGCUCCCUCUCUGUUCUGGGUCGAAGCACGAUCCUUAAUGCUCUAGUCCUCUCCAAACUCUGGCACGCUCUCUGGGUGGUAUCGCCUUCCCCAGCGUUCAUGACUGCACUCCGAAAAGAAAUCCGUAACUUC